AUGGUCCGUUUCCUUACCAUCGAGGAACCUACUAGCGAAAGAUCGCGGGAAAUAUGGGUCUUAGAGAUGCCUGGCCUUGCAUUGAAGCAUGGCUCGCUCUUAUAUUCCAUAUACUGUAUAACCACGAUGCAUCUCUCUAAGAUGGAGCCUCUAAACCUUGAGGUUUUAGAAGCAUUCAACAUCUAUUUCGGCCACGCUAUCCGAAUUCACCGGCAUGAGGUUAGCCAGAUUAAUAAAGCCAAUGCGGAUGCGGCGCUUUUUACGGCGUCGGUAAUUCGUCUUUGUGCUCUCGUCCUAUUACAGGACAGGGAGAUGACCCCAUAUACGCCUCCUACGAAUGGCUUUUGA
Pseudogymnoascus destructans is the source of this 348-nucleotide messenger RNA. RefSeq lists its product as uncharacterized. Gene Ontology annotation, molecular function: DNA-binding transcription activator activity, RNA polymerase II-specific. The record is from RefSeq and is a predicted model, not a curated record. The transcript has a single exon. Gene Ontology annotation, biological process: regulation of transcription by RNA polymerase II. Bases 1 to 348 code for a protein of 115 amino acids. NCBI's taxonomy places the organism in Eukaryota, Fungi, Ascomycota, Leotiomycetes, Thelebolales, Thelebolaceae.